GGCAGGGCCGCAGCCAUGGCCGACACCGCUGCGCCGCCGCCACCGCCCGCCGCGCCCACCCCGGGGCUCCCGGCAGCUCCCGGCACCAACCCGCUGUCUCGCAAGCUCAACAAGAUCCUGGAGACGCGCCUGGACAAUGACAAGGAGAUGCUGGAAGCACUCAAGGCUCUCUCGACUUUUUUUGUGGAAAACAGUUUGCGCACUCGGAGGAACCUGCGUGGAGACAUUGAACGCAGAAGCUUGGCCAUCAAUGAAGAGUUUGUGCACAUAUUCAAGCAAGUUAAAGAGGAACUUGAGAGUAUAAAUGAAGAUGUGCAAGCAAUGAGCAGCUGCUGUGAAGACAUGUCCAGUCGUUUGAAGGCAGCAAAGGAACAAACCCAGGACUUGAUUGUAAAAACCACAAAACUCCAGGCAGAAAAUCAGAGAUUAGAAAUGAAAGCACAAGUUGCAGAUGCAUUCAUAGCAAAAUUCCAGCUGACACCGGAUGAAAUGAAUCUGCUUCGAGGCACAAAAGAUGAGCCAAUUACUGAGGAUUUUUUCAAGGCUCUGGGACGAGUAAAACAAAUUCAUGAUGAUGUCAAGAUUCUCCUCCGAACAAAUCAGCAAAGGGCAGGCUUGGAAAUUAUGGAACAGAUGGCUUUACUGCAAGAGACAUCUUAUGAACGACUUUACAGAUGGACUCAAAAUGAAUGCAGGACAUUGACACAAGAAUCAUGUGACAUUUCUCCAGUUCUUGCUCAAGCCAUGGAAGCCUUACAAGAUAGACCUGUCCUGUACAAGUACACGUUGGAUGAGUUUGGGACAGCUAGAAGGAGUGCUGUGGUCUGUGGCUUUAUAGAUGCUCUUACUAGAGGAGGUCUGGGAGGUACUCCCCGCCCUAUUGAAAUGCACUCUCACGAUCCUCUGAGGUAUGUAGGAGACAUGCUGGCCUGGUUGCAUCAAGCUACCGCAUCUGAAAAAGAACACUUAGAAGCUAUGUUAAAGCUUGUGACUAUUCAAGGUGUGGAAGAAAAUAUUCAAGAAGUAGUUGGACACAUCACAGAAGGUGUCUGCAGGCCUCUAAAGGUUAGAAUUGAGCAGGUGAUUGUUGCCGAGCCAGGAGCAGUUUUACUGUACAAGAUUUCUAAUUUGCUCAAGUUCUACCACCAUACAAUCAGUGGUAUUGUAGGAAACAAUGCAGCCACACUGUUGACAACAAUUGAAGAAAUGCAUUUGUUGAGCAAGAAAAUAUUCUUUAAUAGCCUGAGUCUUCAUGCAAGUAAACUAAUGGACAAGGUUGAGCUCCCACCUCCUGAUCUUGGCCCAAGCUCUGCUCUAAAUCAGACACUUAACUUGCUCCGGGAGGUUCUGGCUUCUCAUGAUUCAUCUGUUAUUCCACUGGAUGCCCGUCAGGCUGACUUUGUGCAGGUUCUGUCUUGUGUGCUAGAUCCAUUGUUACAGAUGUGUACUAUGUCUGCUAGUAAUUUGGGCACAGCUGAUAUGGCAACCUACAUGGUAAAUUCACUUUACAUGAUGAAGACUACUCUGGCUCUCUUUGAAUUCACUGACAAACGUCUAGAGAUGUUACAGUUUCAGAUUGAAGCUCAUUUAGAUACACUCAUAAAUGAGCAAGCUUCCUACGUGCUAACGAGAGCUGGUCUGAGUUACAUUUAUAACGCUCUGCAGCAGCACAAACCAGAGCAGGGUCCUCUUUCAAAUUUGUCAAGUAUGGAUUCCGUGUCCCUGAAGGUUGCAAUGGCUCAAUUUGAUCGCUAUCUGUCUGCUCCAGAUAGUCUCUUAAUGUCCCAGCUGAAUUUCCUUCUGAGUGCCACUGUGAAGAUUUCCACACUAGGAACCUUGAAGCUGCAGUCCCCUGAUCAGCUAGAGGAUCCACUGCAGUAAAUGAAAUCUCUCUGGGUGUUGGUACCUGGCCUGUUUUCAGACCAGUUGCUGCAGCUCUGACUUGAGCAUCCCAUGCCAGAAGAGAUGCUCCCGUGCUGGGCUGAGUCAGUCAGCCCUUCUGCUGUUGGUCCUUGUCACUUUUCCUGGAGGGACGUGGCUUUUCCUGGAGAGAGCAACUCCCCACUUUGUGCUGGGCAGUGAUGGGGGAAGGUGGGAAAAGAGAGGGGUUUGCACACUGCCCACAGCAGGCAGCACUCCCUGCCUGUGACACCCUGACAGCGCCGUUCUGAGAACAGAUGUGUUGUCUGGUACAAAGAGCUCUUUCCUGGGAAGUGGGAGAGCUGGGUUCUGGGCCAAAGGAGUUUGGAAUCAACAUAUCCCAUCUUCCUGGCGAGCACCCAGCCCUCUGACUGUUGUGUAGUAUGAGAUGGGGCAGGUCUGCUUCUUCUGAGUUCAGCAGCUGUGCAUAAAUCAGCGCAAAAUAUGGGAGGCAGGAGAUGGAAUAAGCAAGGAGGAGUAUGCCCUGUGGCACAUACAUAAAGGGGUCUCUGAGACCUCCAAGGUUUGGAUCUUCCUCCAUUUGUUACAUCAGGACCUUAUCUUUGAUUCCAAUAUAUGAGCCCGUGAAACAGAAUCAGGUUCCCAGGACUUUAUCACCCACAGAGUAUCCAGUGAGCAUCAAGGUAAAGAGUCGGGCUUGGGUUGGACCCAAGGUGAUUGGUCGGUGCUGGUGGCAAUUCCUAUGCGCGUUCACUCCUAUGUGUACAAAUUCCUCCUUCCUGCUUUAUAAAAUUGCACACCGCUGAGGAAAUACAAUAUUAAAGUUGUUUUACUUACGGCAAGCAAGCAGCAGCCCAGCCAUGGUGAUUUUUUAUUUUCUAUUACAGGAAAAGAGAAGUUUGCAGGGGUUUGGAAAGGCAAUAAUCUAUUUGUUUUGCGGCACUUCAGAGUGCUCCUCCCUGUUCUCUAAAAUUUAUUACUCUAGCCCUGCAUUUUGUCUGUUAGACUCAGCUGUAAUUAUUUUUAUUAAUGUUUUGAAAUAUGUGUUGAGGGAAAAUACUUUCAGAAUGGCUAAACUUUUCCAUUCGCUUAAAAAAAAAUGUAACCGUUCUUUGAUCCCUUUGCUUGGCUUGCUGAAUCACUUUGUGGGCAACCCAGGAGGUGGGACACUUCUAAAAUUUUGAAAAUUAAACAGAGAGGCCAGACAUAUUUUCAUGAACAAAACACACCCUCCAGAAAGGAACACAGACAUGGGUGUGGGUUUAUUUGAAAUUUACUGCCACCUGCUUCUGAGGGAGAAUGUGGGAAAAGAGACAUUUGCUUAUGAGAACACCCAUCCAAAAUGGCCCAGCUAGGGUUAAUUGCUGCAAAUGGAUGUUAAAUUGAUGUUAUAUUUGAGAAGUUCAGAGGAUUUUCAAAAAUUGUAUAUUCAACUCAUAUAUUGGAUUUACUUGUUAAAGAUUUCCAGAACUGCUACAUCUUUUCCCCACCAGUCUUAAGAACGUUACAAACUUUAUUUCAAGCUGAUCCAACAACUGCUACACAAGUUCUAACCCUUGAAUAUUUACAGUAAAAUGAGAUGCUUUGAGUCAGCCAGUGCAUACAAAGCAGUAGUUGAACUCAGAAUAAAUGUGUUUCUUGAAAGAAUUUCAAAAAAUGGGAAAUUAAUAUAAUUUGAACUUGGAUAUUUGUCCUGAGGAGUAGGACAGGCAAUGCCAUUCAUGUGGCAGGGCAGAUCUCUCUGGUGGUCCACUACACAGUAGGAAAUGGGCUUCAGCUUUUCAUAAUCAAACUCCUCGGAAGUUUUUGAAGGUGCUGCUGUGCUGCUGUGCUGUGCUAAGCUGUUGGUUGCCCAGCGAGGUGGCUGAGCUGUGAUCCAGUGGGGAUGUCCCUUCCUGGCGCGCAUUGUUACCAAAUGCUCAAAAGAUGGGUAAAAUUCUUGGCACACAAAGAUCCUUUUCCAAUAUCCUAACUAUCUCCAUCCUUCAGUAAAGAACCACUUUGUGCAGUGCUAAUGCAGGUCUGAAUAAACACAGGACAUUGCUCCUGGCUUGGUCCUCCACCAACUGUUUAUCCGCCUGGAGAUGGUGCCAGUAGAUUUCCAGCAAUCUGCAGAAUCCUCUGGUGCAAAGCUAAGGAAAGGCAAAGCCCAAAGGAGCCCUUUACACCUGAAAAUGCACACUUUUGUACAUUACUGUGCAUAUCCUGUGUGCAUUAAGGCCUAAAUGAGGGCACAACCCCCUUAUGCUACAGUUGUCACGCUGACUUUGCAUACAAUGGAAAGAUGAACCACAAAGGCUUUGCUCUUAACAAAAGGAGUUUGUUUUGACUUCCUUGCUUUAGUAAUAAGAAAACCCUGAUGGAGCAAGAUAUGGCUGAAAGGUGUUUGAUAGAUUACUGCAGAGGAGCUGGCAAAAAAGAAAGAGACUGUUGCAUGUUUCAUAUUCAGAAAAUGAAGCUUUCACUUGCUGUUUCAUUCACAGAUGUGGUAUUGUCAAAUUGCAGGAAAAUGCCUGGCAGACUGUAUCAUUGACUAUUUUAGGGAGGAAAAAUAAUCAGAACACACUAUUUAUAGAAGCCACACAAAUAAGUACUGAGUUCUUAUCAGCCAAAGAUAACAUUAGUUGUGAUUUAUCAAAGUAAUCUUUAUUUUAUGUAAAAUGGAUAAUAGGGUGUAAUUUAAUCCUCUGUGAAUGUAAUGUAUAUUUCAAAGGGUCCUUUUUUGUCAAUAAAACCAUUUGUUGUACUCGUUAAACUAA
Messenger RNA from Zonotrichia albicollis (white-throated sparrow), 4640 nucleotides. It is a transcript of the gene COG6, whose product is annotated as component of oligomeric golgi complex 6. Gene Ontology annotation, cellular component: COG complex. Gene Ontology annotation, biological process: intra-Golgi vesicle-mediated transport. NCBI's taxonomy places the organism in Eukaryota, Metazoa, Chordata, Aves, Passeriformes, Passerellidae. The record is from RefSeq and is a predicted model, not a curated record.